Lachancea dasiensis is the source of this 342-nucleotide messenger RNA. NCBI's taxonomy places the organism in Eukaryota, Fungi, Ascomycota, Saccharomycetes, Saccharomycetales, Saccharomycetaceae. The record is from the annotation of a GenBank genome assembly.
AUGUACAGGGAUUCGUAUUUUCAGAGCCAUCACAUGCAACAGUCGCACCAUGCCCUCUAUCUCGACUGGAAUCAUGAUGUUUUCAUGUCCCCCGAUCAUACUGCCACAAACGGACUGCGCACAGAAAAUCCAUCUUUACCUAUAAACCAGUUCUGGGACUAUUUUCAUGAUGAUGAUGACUGGGAUCAGUUUCAUCCACUGCGCGUGGACUGCAAUGGCCAAUUGACAGCACUGCCGCCCCUAGUCGAAAGUCCUAUGGCGCUUGGUUCAAUUUUUGCUCCCAAGAAAACGGAGCUGGGCCUGUGGCGUGACUGUCGGUUAGACGAGCUGAGACAGGAAUGA